AUGUCGACGGCAAAGGCCACCAAGAAGAGCGCGUUCUCCUGCGAGCCGUGUCGCAGGCGCAAGGUCAAGUGCGGCGGCGAGCAGCCCAUGUGCCAACGCUGCGCUGCUCGCAACGAUGAAUGCGUGAACCCGACGCUGUCGUAUACGCAGAGGCUGGAGGACCGCAUUAAGGAUCUGGAGGACCAGCUCGCAAAGGCCACGGCGGCAACACCACCGGUGGCCGCCAGCGACAGCAAAUCUCCCGCGUCAAGUCACUCAAGCCCUUCGGCCCAGCAAGACCCCCGGCAGCAAAUCGACGACAGCAUAGCCCGAAGUUUCCGAAGCCUCAAGAUAGACGACAAGGGCGGCAUCACCUACCAUGGAACGACCAGUUUCUUCAACCUCCCCAGUGACCACAGCUCUGCCGCCGUGGCUGUCGACUUACACGCCUCUGCCACCGAGGUCGAACACCAACGGAGAGAGCGCCUUGUCUCAAAUGCGUGGCAGCAACGUGUCUUGGAGGAGCACUCUGGAAUUCCCGAACCGUUCCAGACUCUUCUCAAUGUCCACUGGUGUUGGAUACAACCCCUCUUCAACUUCAUCUACCGACCUGCCUUUACUCGUGAUAUGCAAUCCCUGGGUCCGUAUUACUCCCAUACGCUCCUCAACGCUGUUCUCUCACAUUCAAUCCGAUGGGCAAAGAGCGAUCCAAAUACCAAGCGCAUUCUGGAUGAGUCGUACGAUGGAGGUGCUGUGUUUGGUAAGCACGCACGCAGCAUGCUGUUUGACGAACUGAGCAGGGGUGUUUGCACGAUCCCGACUGUUCAAACCCUGCUGCUCCUGAGCGCGCAGGAGUGCAGUCUUGGAAACACAACCCAAGCUUGGACAUACAGCGGCCUGGCAUUCCGACUAAUCGACCACUUGGGAAUUCAUGUCGACGGAGAGCGGUAUCCUGGCUCCGUCCAUUUCAGCGACGAAGAGGUGGAAAUCCGACAUCGAGUCUUUUGGUCCUGCUAUUUCUGGGACAAAAUCAUCAGUCUCUAUCUCGGUCGUUCACCAUCGCUCAAGCACACUACCGUAUCUCCACCUCAGAUCAUGUUUGACGACUCUGCUGAGAACGAGCUGUGGGUUCCGUUUGGCGCGCCUCCACUUCAAAAUGCACCUUGGAAGUACCCACCGUCCACCGCUCACUCGGCCUCGUGCUUCUUGAGCAUGUGCCGGCUAUCAGUCAUCUUCAACGAGAUCUUGAUUCACAUGUACGACCCACUCAUGCAGAAUACGGAACCCGAAGUGCAGGAGUGCUUGACUGCCCAGGAGCCGGCUCUGCAGCAGUGGUGGGACGAGUUGGCCCCGUAUCUGAAGCUGGAGCCCAUGGCCUUGCCCAACCUGGCCCCACCGUCUCAUAUUGUCACCACAAACUGUCUCUAUCAUACGUUCAAAAUCCUUCUUUACCGCCCGAUGCUCACUCGAAGAAAACUGGAAGAUGACGUUGCGUCACAUAAGCGCUACCUCGUCGAAUGCGUAACCUCCGCCACCGCCAUCAUAGCCAUCUUUGAUCUUUUCUGCCGGACGUUCACGAUGAACUACUGUGUGCUGUCGCUGGCGUACAGUGUCUACAUUGCUUCGUCCAUAUUUCUGCUCCAGGUCCAAGCAGCCCCAGAUGAUGGGCAAGCCCUUGAGCGGCUAAACUACUGUAUCGAAGCUUUGAAGCAAGUCAGGACGUUUAGCCCUGUCAUCGGCAGUGCCAUAAAUUUAUUGAGCAAGGAGCUUUCAGCGGUCGGCAUCUCGUUAGAUGUGCAAGACCACUACCAACCACCUCCGCCUCCUGCUGCCACCGAAUUUCCCCAAGGAAGUCCCGUGUACCAGGCUGCCGAGGUGCCCUCUUCGCAACCGCAGUCUGCUCACCCACUAUUUCAUGUUCCCUCACCUCACAGCUACGGCACCCACACUAUGUCCAUGGAUCCAGGAAUCUUUGAGGCAAUGUCAUCUUUAGAGCCACUCAGCGUCAGAGUCGGUGCUCUUCCUAAUACCGAUACGCAAAAUCCAUUUUAG
This is a messenger RNA of Trichoderma aggressivum f. europaeum, 2031 nucleotides long. RefSeq names its product transcriptional regulator family: Fungal Specific TF. Gene Ontology annotation, molecular function: DNA binding; zinc ion binding; DNA-binding transcription factor activity, RNA polymerase II-specific. Gene Ontology annotation, biological process: regulation of DNA-templated transcription; DNA-templated transcription. The record is from RefSeq and is a predicted model, not a curated record. Lineage: Eukaryota; Fungi; Ascomycota; Sordariomycetes; Hypocreales; Hypocreaceae. Bases 1 to 2031 code for a protein of 676 amino acids. The transcript has 8 exons.